Messenger RNA from Talpa occidentalis (Iberian mole), 2487 nucleotides. Its product is annotated as zinc finger protein 883-like. Gene Ontology annotation, molecular function: DNA-binding transcription repressor activity, RNA polymerase II-specific. The transcript has 5 exons. Gene Ontology annotation, biological process: negative regulation of transcription by RNA polymerase II. Lineage: Eukaryota; Metazoa; Chordata; Mammalia; Eulipotyphla; Talpidae. The record is from RefSeq and is a predicted model, not a curated record. Bases 208 to 2349 code for a protein of 713 amino acids.
UCCCGGAAGUUUGGGGCAGGCCGCGCUCCACGUGGACGGCGCCCGGCGGGCGGGUGCGGGCUGGUGUCGUGUGCUGGAGACAGAAGAUCCACGAUCUGGGACCAGCCCCUCCAGGGCUUUUCAUGUCUCCCCAUCUCCUUCUGUGCCAGCUCUGCUCCCAGAGUCCUUUCUGCACCUCUAAGAUCAACACUGAGUAAAUCUCUAGGGAUGGUGUCGUUCGAGGACGUGGCCGUGACCUUCACGGGGGAGGAGUGGCGGGCCCUGGACGCCGCGCAGAGGACCCUGUACCGCGACGUGAUGCUGGAGACCUACGGCAGCCUGGCGUCCCUGGGGCGCUGCGGGAACAAGCCGGAGGUGAUCGUCAGGCUGGAGCAGGCGGCGGAGCCGUGGGCUGCGGCGGAACCCCCGGGCCGGAGCCUCUCGGAUGUCCCCGCCGUGGGCGGCCUGGUGGAGACCCCCCGGGAAGAGCGCCAGCGGCCGUGGCGCGUCUCCAAGAGCAGAACCCCAGCGGGGGAGGCCGCUGCCUCAGGAGAACGUGCGCCCUUGAGCUCCGCUGAUCAUUGCACCCCGACUGUGACGAAGGGCGGCUGCUCAGGGAGGCCUGCGGGUGUGCAUGCGUGUGAGAACGCGUGUCCCCCCGGGGAUCCUGGCGCGGCAGGCGCCGAGGAGGAAGCCGGGGGCCCUGAACCGGCCCGGGUAGCUGUCAGGGCUGCGGAGUAUCCCGGGCUGCGUCAGGGCCAGGCUCACCGGCGGCCUUUAGGAUUCAGCGCACGAGGGGACACCGUCAGCAAAGAGGCCGCCUCCGUUCCCCGCGGGACGGCCCUUCGCGGGGACGGCCCUUGUACAGGCGUGUGUCGGGAAGUUUGCCGUGAGGCAGCUCUCGCUGUCCAGGAUGGAACUCGGAUGGGGCAGAUUCACUGUGCGUGUCAGGGGCGGGGGAGUCCUGCUUUGGGGAAUCAGAAAUCUUUGAAUCUUCAUAAAGAUUUUGAAGAUGAACACCAGAAAUAUAAUCAAAGUGAGAAUUAUUUCAGCGAGGAACUCCACUUCACUCAGCUCCAGAGAAUUCCUUUAGAAGAAAAAAGUUUUGAAUCUAAUACACGUACUAAUCCUGUCUAUGAAGUCUCUGUUCUUAGUGACCGUCAGGAAACACAAACAGGUGGUAAACCCUCUGAUUAUGGGAAAACGUCUGAGAAAUCAACACUCAGAAGAUACCAGGACACCGUCACUUCGGAGAAACCCUUUGAGAAUAAAGAAUGCGUGAGAAUUUUCUCCUGGACUGCGGCCCUCACUGCACACCAGCAGUCUCGCACAGCGGAGAAACCCUAUGCGUGUCAGGAGUGUAGGAAGGCUUUCUACUGGAAGUCAUCCCUCACCAAACACCAGCGCACUCACACCGGAGAGAAACCCUACGAGUGUCAGGAGUGCAGGAAGGCUUUCUUGUGGAAGACAUCCCUCAUCACACAUCAGAGGACGCAUAGCGGAGAGACGCCCUAUGUGUGCAAACUCUGCAGGAAAUACUUCUCCUGCAACUCGGCCCUCACGAAACAUCAGGGAACACACACAGGAGAGAGGCCUUACGAAUGCCAAGAGUGCGGGAGAGCUUUCUUGCGGAAGGCGUCCCUCAUCAUCCAUCAGAGGACACACACAGGUGAGAAACCCUAUGAAUGUGAAGUGUGCAGGAAGACUUUCUCCUGCAAGUCAGACCUCACGAAACAUCAGAGGAUCCACACGGAAGAGAAACCUUACGAGUGUCAAGAGUGUGGGAAGGGAUUCUUGUGGAAAGCAGCCCUCGCUAAACACCGGCGCACUCACACCGGAGAGAAGCCCUAUGAGUGUCAAGAGUGCAGGAAAACCUUCUACUGGAAGUCUUCCCUCACCGUGCACCAGAGAACUCACACCGGGGAGAGCCUCUACGCGUGUCAGGAGUGCAGGAAGACCUUCUACUGCAAGUCGGCCUUCGCCGCACACCAGAGAAAGCACCGCGGAGAGAAGCCGUACGCGUGUCAAGAGUGCGGGAAAACCUUCUCCUGGAAGUCAACCUUCAGGAAGCACCAGAGGACUCACACGGGGGAGAACCCCUACGAGUGUCUGCAGUGCAGGAAGAUUUUCUACCAGAAAUCGGCGCUGGCUCAGCACCAGAGGACGCACACCGGGGAGAGGCCCUACGCGUGCCCGGAGUGCAGCAGGGCGUUCCACUGGAAGACGUCGCUCGUCGUCCACCGGAGGACGCACACCGGGGAGAGGCCCUACGCGUGCGCGCAGUGCGGGAAGCGUUUCUCCUGCAAGUCGGCCCUCACCAAGCACCGCAGGCUGCACGGCAAGGAGACCCCGUGUGUGCAGAGGAUGUAGGCGCUGGACAGCAGGAGCUCGCCGGGGGGCCGCGGACACAAGGCUGUGGAGAGCUUUCUCCGAGGCGGCCGCCCGCUGUGCGCGCGAGACCGUCCCGCGGGGCCGCGGGGGCUCUGUCCCGGACGCCGAGGGCGUGGU